Ipomoea triloba (trilobed morning glory) is the source of this 1463-nucleotide messenger RNA. Its product is annotated as thioredoxin-like fold domain-containing protein MRL7L, chloroplastic. Gene Ontology annotation, biological process: chloroplast organization; regulation of DNA-templated transcription. NCBI's taxonomy places the organism in Eukaryota, Viridiplantae, Streptophyta, Magnoliopsida, Solanales, Convolvulaceae. Gene Ontology annotation, cellular component: chloroplast stroma. The coding region runs from base 65 to 1090 and encodes 341 amino acids. The transcript has 7 exons. The record is from RefSeq and is a predicted model, not a curated record.
AACUGUAGAAUACUGGAAUCUGAUAGACCCUAACCAAGCAGCCAGUAUAGUCUACUACUCCGAAAUGGAACUCCAGCUCGCUGUAACAACGCAAUUUUCACACUCCCCCCCAAGAACGAGAGCUUCUUUCUGGAGAAACAAACCGAGUAAUCCCAUGAUUUCUUCUUCAAGGUUGCAGCUCUUUUGUCCUCCACCACUAUCACUAUCACUAUUCAGCUCUCCUUGUCUGGUUGCUAGUUAUAGGGAAAGUGGAUUGAGAGCUUCAAAAUUUGAAGAAUUGCUUAAAUUUCGUGAUGGAAAUGAGGAUGAUGAUGAAGGGUCUGAUUCCGAUACGGAUGAAAUGGAGGGUGAUGAUUCGUUUGUAAUGGAUGAGGAAGAGAGGCUGGAAUGGAGGAGAAAGAUUAGGGAAGUUAUGGACAUGCGUCCUGAGGUUGAGGAAGAGGUAGACCCUGUUGAGAAGAGGAGAAGGAUGGAGAAGCUUUUGGCUGAUUACCCUCUUAUCAUGGAAGAAGAAGACCCCAAUUGGCCGGAGGAUGCAGAUGGUCGUGGUUUCAAGCUCGACCAGUUCUUCAACAAGAUUUCCAUUAAGAAUGUCAAGAAGGAUAACGACGAUGAGGGUUACGACAGUGAGAAUGAAAUAGUGUGGCAGGAUGAUGACUAUAUUCGUCCAAUUAAAGACUUGACCACUGCAGAAUGGGAAGAGGCGGUGUUUAAGGAUUUCAGUCCCUUGAUUGUCCUUGUUCAUAAUCGUUAUAGAAGGCCAAAGGAAAAUGAGAAGAUUCGGGAUGAAUUGGAGAAAGCUAUACAAAUCAUCUGGAACUGUAGAAUCCCUUCACCUAGGUGUGUGGCCGUUGAUGCUAUUGUUGAGCAUGAUUUGGUGUCUGCCCUGAAAGUAUCUCUUUUCCCUGAGCUCAUAUUCACCAAAUCUGGGAAGAUCUUGUACCGUGAAAAAGCGCUUCGAACAGCAGAUGAGCUGUCAAAAAUAAUGGCAUUCUUUUACUAUGGAGCAGCCAAGCCAUCUUUUCUGAAUGUGACUGGAAAUGAUGAAGAGACAAUCCCUACCAUUCAAAUAAGCAAUAAGCAAGGCUAGAUGUUUAUGUUCUGGAAACUAAAGCCUGAAAAAAAGACAUACUAAGUGUUGCCAGAGGUGGUAAUGAGCAUAUGAGAACCACUUUAUAUUGCUCGUGUUCUCAUAUCUCUUUAGGUCGAGUUUUUCUCUGGGCGAUUUGUGGUGCCCGUAUCAGUGGUCUGAGCAAAGUUUAUCAAGAAGGAAGUUCUUUAGAGGGUGGAUGUAAGCUAGAAGGGGAAAGUAUUUUGAGAUGUAAGACAGGUUGUUACAACCUUCCCUAAGGUGGAAUUUUUGUGACCAAGUGUGCUUGAAUUUUUAUUUCUCUUAACAGCUUUUUAUAUAAAAGAUCAACUGAAUAAAAGAUGAACUAUCAUCCGCUUGAGCUUAGUCUUUA